Ictalurus furcatus (blue catfish) is the source of this 6175-nucleotide messenger RNA. RefSeq names its product adhesion G protein-coupled receptor L2-like. The transcript has 22 exons. The record is from RefSeq and is a predicted model, not a curated record. Gene Ontology annotation, molecular function: G protein-coupled receptor activity; carbohydrate binding. Gene Ontology annotation, biological process: brain development; adenylate cyclase-activating G protein-coupled receptor signaling pathway; cell surface receptor signaling pathway. Gene Ontology annotation, cellular component: neuron projection; membrane. The coding region runs from base 480 to 4865 and encodes 1461 amino acids. NCBI's taxonomy places the organism in Eukaryota, Metazoa, Chordata, Actinopteri, Siluriformes, Ictaluridae.
UGUCUAUUUGAUUUCCCUUAACCAUGCCGAGACGGUGUUUCGCGUCGAUUCUGACUUGCGUCUGAGCGCCGGCGGGUUUGCUUUCAUUCUCUCUCUCUCUCUCUCCCCCUCUGUGUGAGUGUGUGUGAGUGUGUGUGUCGCUCUUUCAUUCAUACGCGGGGUGUUUACUUUUUUUUCUUCCUCCGCGCAAAAGAAAACGCACCGGUCCGGUUUCGCCCCCCAGCCGUGCGCUAUUUGGUGAUGGAGUUUACCCGGUGGCCGGGAGCCGCUACGUGAGACGUGUGAAGGCUUUUUGUGGUGUUGCACCAAAGCGGACCGCAGUUCAGCGGAUGGAAGAUGACCGGUGAAGGUUUUCGCCGAACGACCGCUCGCUGACGUUCGCCGGGCCUGGAUACAUUUUCUUCCCCCACGUUCGUUCCCUCUCAUCAGUCUUCAAACAACUGUCAUUGUCUGGCAUCUGGAGGAUCUUGAAGAACAAAAUGGCUGCUUCACUGUGUAAAUGUCCCCUGCUGUACGGCCUCCUGUUCCUUCUGGCCUUUUCUCAGUGCUCUCAAGCGUUCAGUCGAGCGGCUCUCCCGUUCGGCCUGGUACGCCGAGAGCUCUCGUGCGAAGGUUACCCCAUCGACCUCCGAUGCCCGGGGAGCGACGUCAUCAUGAUCGAGACGGCCAACUACGGCCGCACGGACGACAAGAUCUGCGACGCCGACCCAUUCCAGAUGGAAAACAUCAACUGCUACCUCCCAGAUGCCUACAAAAUCAUAUCUCAGAGAUGUAACAACCGGACACAAUGUGUCGUUAUCACUGGGUCAGACGUCUUUCCAGAUCCUUGUCCUGGGACAUACAAGUAUCUCGAAGUCCAAUAUGAGUGUGUCCCAUAUAUUUUCAUUUGUCCCGGGACUUUGAAAGCGGUGGGGGAACCGGUUUUUACCUUCGAGGCCGAGCAGCAAGCGGGGGCUUGGUGCAAAGACCCCCUGCAAGCUGGGGACAAGAUCUAUUUCAUGCCAUGGACGCCAUACCGUACAGACACACUAAUCGAAUACAACUCGCUCGAGGAUUUCCGUAACGGCAAGCAAAUGACGACAUACAAGCUGCCUCACCGAGUGGAUGGCACCGGAUUCGUGGCCUACGAUGGCGCCAUCUUCUUCAACAAGGAGCGUACGAGGAACAUUGUCAAGUUCGACCUGCGCACACGCAUCAAGAGCGGCGAGGCCAUAGUGGCCAAUGCUAAUUACCAUGACACUUCACCUUAUCGCUGGGGAGGCAAGACUGACAUCGAUCUGGCUGUUGACGAGCGGGGAUUGUGGGUAAUCUAUGCGACAGAGCAGAACAACGGGCGCAUCGUCUUGAGCCAGCUGAACCCAUACACGCUGCGGUUCGAGGCCACGUGGGAUACGGCGUACGACAAGCGCUCAGCCUCGGACGCCUUCAUGGUGUGUGGCGUGUUGCACGUGGUGCGCUCUAGCUAUGAGGAGAAUGAGAGCGAGGCUAGCAAGAGCCAUAUCGACUACGUCUACUACACCAAGCUGGGCCGCGGCGAGUACACAGACAUCCCCUUCCCCAACAACUAUCAGUACAUCACUGCUGUGGAUUACAACCCUCGAGACAACCAGCUCUAUGUGUGGAAUCAUUUCUACAUCCUGCGCUACGAGCUGGAGUUCGGCCUGCCAGAUCCUGACGAAGUGUCGACGCUCGCAGACGGGGUCACGUCAACCGCAUUCCCCAGAAGAACCACGACUGCCUUGAGCACCAGCAGCAGCUCCACACAUCGAAUACUGGCCAACAGCACGGUCACUGUUAACCCCAAACUGAGCAAAGGACCUCAUGAGCCUGCAGUGGAGAAUCCUGGGGGUGUAGAUCCCACCAAUGCUGGUCCCCAACCUCCCAGCAGACAGUUCUGCGAGAGCAUUGAGAUCCGAGACAUCGUCUGGCCUCGUACACACAGGGGUGUCACCGUGGAGCGGCCAUGUCCCAAAGGAACUAGAGGUAUUGCCUUAUACCUCUGCACAGCUGUGAGUGGUACGUGGAACCCAAAGGGACCAGACCUGAGCAACUGCACCUCCCACUGGGUCACACAGGUGGCGCAAAAGAUCCGGAGUGGAGAGAACGCGGCGAACCUGGCCAAUGAGCUGGCGCGCCACACGCACGGCCCUGUGUUUGCCGGCGACGUCAGCUCCAGCGUCAGGCUCAUGGAGCAGCUGGUGGACAUCCUGGACGCACAGCUUCAGGAGCUCAGGCCCAGCGAGAAGGACUCGGCUGGACGCAGCUUCAACAAGCGCCAAAAGCGAGAAAAGACGUGCAGGGCCUAUAUGAAGGCCAUCGUGGACACGGUGGAUAACCUCCUGAGACCGGAAGCGCUGAAGUCGUGGGAGGACAUGAACUCGACGGAGCAAACGCACGCCGCCACCAUGCUGCUGGACACGCUGGAGGAAGGAGCCUUCGUCCUCGCCGACAACCUGAUCGAGCCGGCUGUCGUCAAAGUGCCUGCGGAGAACAUAAUGUUGGAUGUGUACGUGUUGAGCACAGACGGCCACGUUCAGGAUUUCAAGUUUCCUCAGACAAGCAAAGGAGGCGCCACUAUCCAGCUCCCCGCCAACACGGUCAAAUUGAACAGCAAGAAUGGUGUUGCAAAGCUGGUCUUUGUGCUGUACAAACACCUUGGGCGCUUUUUGACCAUGGAGAACGCCACCCUCAGGCUGGUGAGUGAAGGAGGAGUGAGGAACCACACACUCACCGUCAACUCCCACAUCCUGUCUGCAUCCAUCAACAAAGAGUCCAGUCGCAUCUUUGUCUCUGAGCCUGUCGUCUUCACACUCGAACACCUUGAUACCGAGAAUUACUUCAACCCAAACUGUUCGUUUUGGAACUACUCAGAGAGAAGCAUGAUGGGAUACUGGUCCACUCAAGGAUGCAAGCUCCUGGGGACAAAUAAGACCCACACCACCUGCUCGUGCAGUCACCUCACCAACUUCGCCAUCCUCAUGGCCCACCGAGGACAUGUGGGUGACGGAAGCGUCCACGAUUUUCUUCUGAGCGUGAUCACGCGCAUGGGCAUGGCCGUGUCGCUCGUCUGCCUGGCCAUCAGCAUCUUCACCUUCUGCUUCUUCCGCGGCCUGCAGAGCGACCGCAACACCAUCCACAAGAACCUGUGCAUCAACCUCUUCAUCGCCGAGCUCUUCUUCCUCGUGGGAUUCAACAUGACCGAACCUCCGAUCGUGUGCUCGGUUAUAGCCGGGAUUCUUCAUUUCUUUUUCCUGGCGGCGUUCACUUGGAUGUGUCUGGAAGGCGUGCAGCUGUAUGUCAUGCUCGUCGAGGUCUUCGAGAGCGAGUUCUCGCGCCGGAAGUACUAUUACGCAGCCGGAUACCUCUUCCCAGCCGUAGUGGUCGCCAUCUCGGCGGCCAUCGACUACAGGAGCUACGGGACCAAGAGAGCCUGUUGGCUGAGAGUCGAUAACCACUUCAUCUGGAGCUUCAUCGGCCCCGUCGCCUUCGUUAUAACGCUCAAUCUGGCCUUCCUGGUCGUGACCAUGUACAAGAUGGUGAAGCACUCCACCUCGGUGAAGCCCGACUCCAGCCGCCUGGAGAGCAUCAGGUCAUGGGUGCUGGGAGCGUUCGCGUUGCUCUGUCUGCUCGGCCUCACCUGGUCGUUCGGGUUGUUCUUCCUCAACGAGUCGUCCGUCGUCAUGGCCUACCUCUUCACCGUCUUCAACACACUGCAAGGGAUGUUCAUCUUCAUCUUCCACUGUCUCCUCCAGAAGAAGGUGCGUAAAGAAUACGGAAAGUGUUUCCGUCAGUCUCAGUGCUGCGGCGCUUUGCCCCCGGACAGCUCUCACAGCGUGGGCAAGACGUCCACAUCUCGCUCCACGGCCCGAUACUCCUCCGCUACUCAGAGUCGUAUCAGGCGGAUGUGGAACGACACGGUGAGGAAGCAGUCCGAGUCUUCCUUCAUCUCCGGAGACAUCAACAGCACCUCGACACUGAACCAAGGAAUGACUGGCAACUAUCUCCUAACUAACCCCCUCCUUCGAGCACACGACACUAACAACCCUUAUAAUAACCUCCUCGCCGAAACCAUUGUGUGCAACACACCUUCUCCGCCUGUCUUCCACUCACCAGGCCAGCACUCUCGGACAAACAGCCGUGACGUCAGUGCCAUGGACACGCUGCCCCUCAACGGCAACUUCAACAGCAGCUACUCACUAGACGACGCCGCCUUCGAGAAGAUGAUCAUCUCUGAGCUGGUGCACAAUAACUUACGGCCACGGGGGCAUCCACGGUGCCAGGACGAUUCCGAGCAGCCACCCAACCCGGACCGAUGCCCACCGGGCCGCAACGCUGGGAUGGGAGGCGUCGGAGGCAGGAGCGAGGACGGCGUCAACGAUGCCGACCACCCAGCGCUGGAACUCCUUCUCCAGCCGCACCACCGCGAGGUCCUGGAGGUGCCUCUCCUUCCUCAGCGGACUCAUUCUCUCCUGUACAGUGCCAAGCAGGCAUCGCGCCAACCUGCCAGGCAGCGACAUGAUCAGGAGGACGGGGAGGAGCAGAAAGAGGUAGACGGGGCGGGGCAGAACGGAAACACGGCCUCGCUCGAUAACAGGGACUCCGUGUAUACGAGCAUGCCUGAACUCAGAGACUCGUCUCCGUCUCUGUGCCCGCAUGACGGAGAGGACGAUUGCCCUCUUUCGUCGUCCGGGCACAGCGAGACAGACGAACCGUGCCACAAAAGCAUGGGGGACAGCGUCCAGCCCGUCUCGUACUACCAUAUCAGUGAGAGCUGCAGCGGGCACGGGUUCGAGGAUAACGAGUGUCAACCUCCAGACGGCGAGACCCCCAAAGACGGGCAAAUGCAGCUCAUCACCAGCCUCUGAGCUCAUGAUCCAUUUCCUUUCUCCUUCUUUAACUAGGUGCAGUGACUUUUCUCCAAAAGACCCACAGAUGCGCUUUGUUUUUUGCCAUUUACUUGUUUUUUUGUUGUUUUCUUUUUUUUUGUUUUUUUUACAAGUUUCAAGCCAUCUGUGGUUUAAACUGUUCGGGCCGAGGUGGGAAAAGCAGCAUGCAGGCUGCUCGACGAGCAAAAGUGUUUGUGAGGAGGCUGGCGUUGUCCACACACUGGCCACCAUUUUGUAUGAUAUACUGUACUAUAUCGACAACAACAUAACGAACAUGAACAUGCCAGUGGCAUUUUCUAGAACUUCUCAAGUGUCCUAGGGUUUGUUGAUGUAAAGACGCUGGACACAAAUCUCCACAGCGAGCCCACAGACAGCGUCUCACAACUCCUGACACUGACUUUACACAAAAACGAAAGAAAGGCAACGAAAGAAAACAAACAAACAAACAAACAAACAAAAAAAAGAACCACUACUCCUGACUCAGGCCUUAUAUUUUCUCUAUUGCACAUGUAACUCUUAUAAGAAUGAUGGCUAAAGAAAAUAUAUUUUGCUGUACCACAAGUGGAAAAAAAAUUAUUAAAAAAAAAUAUAAAAAAAAAAUAGAAAAAGAAAAUGAUGAGUAAAAAAAAUAUUAUGGCAACCAUAAGUGACAUUUCGAAGAGGACAUUUUAGGGAAAGGGGGUUGCACAUUUUUUGUGUGUGAAAUCUUCUUACACUUUGUCUGUUGUAGAAGCUUUGAGAACACGAACAGAAGCCCAUAUUCACACUUCCACUUGUGAGCAGUACGUUUGCCUUCAUCGGUUAUGAAUUUUUUGAUUGUAAAAGUCUUCUUUCUUUUUUUUUUUUUAAUUUUGCCAACAAACAUGUGCAGGGGGAGAAGCCUUUCCCUUGUUUUCAACCUUAAAAGAAAAAAAAGCUACGUCUUGCACAAAUGAAUUGGAAGUGAAUUGGACUUGUGUGUAAUUUAUUUCGAUGGCAGUAUUUGCCAGGGAUACGAAUAUAUAUUUUUUUUCCCACAAUGGUUUUAAAAACAUAUCUCAGCAUUAUGACUUUAAAUAAUUUAUUAGAUGACGUAUGGAAUAUUAUUAAAUAAUAAUAAUAAUAAUAAUAAUAAUAAUAAAGAUGGAAUGAAAGUGUGCGUGAGAAUAAAAUACUGUUAAUAAUCAGUUUUUUUUCUUUGUUUUUUUGUUUUUGUUAUUUUCUUGUUUUUUUUUUUUUUUUGUAGGAACCCAUUGUCAGACGCUGAUGUAAAAUCAACUCUUGAUAUCGAAAUAAAUGUGACAAUUUCU